Molecule: messenger RNA, 912 nt
Organism: Bombus huntii
Lineage: Eukaryota; Metazoa; Arthropoda; Insecta; Hymenoptera; Apidae
Product: adrenodoxin-like protein 2, mitochondrial
Exons: 4
Coding region: 377-670 (97 amino acids)
Biological process (GO): positive regulation of oxidoreductase activity; P450-containing electron transport chain
Cellular component (GO): mitochondrion
Molecular function (GO): 2 iron, 2 sulfur cluster binding
Source: RefSeq, a predicted model, not a curated record
AGAUAUGUAAUAUAGAUAUAUAUUUGUAAAACUGAAAUCAGAUGAAAUAAAUGUUGCCUGAGGUUUUAAACGUUUAAUAAAAACAAUAUUUCAUUUGGAAAAAAUGUAAGAUAUGUAAAAUUACACAUUGAUCAUUUUGCUGGUCUUGUAUCAUAAAACAUGUGGCCCGAAGAGCACGUGUCCGGUAGGGAUACGUCACUUGUGUUAGGAAUCGUUUUAUAACCUAUCACAGUAAAGGAACGUCCCAGUAUAGCAGCCGAAGAAUGCCGUGAAAGUUUUUGCACAAAGUACAAUUGAUCUACAAUUGAUAUUUUCCGCAAUACUUAUCUGGUGUUCGGACAGGGUGUCCCAUACUCAUGAUAUUUAUGACAGUGGAAUGGCGCAACAAGAGGAAUAUCGACCACGCAACCACUUUCAGAAAAACAAGAGUGCUUGUGAAGGAACAUUAACUUGUAGUACGUGCCAUUUAAUAUUUUCGAAAGAAGUUUAUGAUGCACUUCCUGACAAACCAACAGAUGAAGAAUUAGACAUGUUGGAUUUAGCAUAUGAAUUAACAGAUACGUUAGUUCAUAAUAAUCAGUCACGGCUAGGCUGUCAAAUAGUAAUGUCUAAGGAACUAGAUGGAAUUGAGGUAAGAGUUCCAUCAACAAUUAAUGAUGCAAGAGCAUAACUGAAAUUAUCUAUAGGUUUUUGAAAAUUUGUAUACAAUGUUAUACAUCUCUUGUUAAAAAACCCUUGUUAUAAUUAUUAAAAUAUUGGUAUUAAAAAAAUAUAAUAAAGAAUCUUGUGUUUAAAUGUGAAGCUUAUAUAUAUACAUAUGUUAUAGUAUAAUUGCAAUUUUGAUAUUUGUACAUUGCCAUUGUAAAAAGCCUAUCCAAUUAUGAAGAAAAUAUAUCUUUUAUUUUUAAUAUA